AUGCUGUUGCGAGACCUUUCACCCUCACAUGCGCUGCUGGCGACCCUUCUUGCUGCUGCGCCUCAGCUCUCCUCAGCAUUUUAUCUCCCUGGAGUCGCACCAACAUCAUACGCCGAAGGCGACAGUGUCCCACUAUAUGUCAAUGCUUUAACAGCUUCAGCUUCACAGAAGGAUGGCGCCCUACGGUCUAUUGUGCCGUAUGACUAUUACCACCCAAUGUUCCAAUUCUGCCGGCCAGACCCAGAACCCGAAGAGCGACCGGAAAGUUUGGGCAGCAUCAUAUUUGGCGACAGAAUCAAGACGUCUCCCUUUGAGCUGAAGAUGGGAGUGAAUGAAACGUGCAAGGCAGCCUGCAAUUCUGUGAAGUUCGACGUAGGGUCGGCAGCUUUUACGAAUGAUAAGAUAUUUAGAGAUUUUGAUCUUAACUGGCUGGUGGAUGGAUUGCCGGCAGGGCAACUGUUGGAGGUCGAUAAAACCAAGACCCAAUUCUAUAGCCAGGGCUUUAAGCUUGGGAACUCAGAAAUGAGCCCACCGGCACUAAACAACCAUUACGACAUUCUCAUCGACUAUCAUGAGUCUUCGACGGGCCAGUUUAGGGUUGUCGGUGUGCUCGUCCAGCCGUCGUCGAGAGCCAAUUCGGGUGUGCAUGACGGGACCCCCGACUGCGGUGAUGCGUCGACGCCAAUGCAAUUGGCAACGGACCGCGAGACGACUGUGACGUGGACAUACGGUGUGUACUGGCGUCCGUCGCCGACGGCAUGGGGCACUCGAUGGGACAAGUAUCUGCAUGUUUUCGAUCCGAAGAUCCACUGGUUCUCCCUCAUCAACUCCGCCAUCAUCCUCGUCUUCCUAUCCCUGACGGUUGUGUCCAUCUUGUAUCGUGCCCUGAAGAAGGAUAUUGCACGCUACAACCGCCUUGACUCUAUCGAUCUCGAGGACUUUUCGGGCACCUCGGCGGGUCUUGAAGACGGUGUGCAGGAAGACUCGGGAUGGAAGUUGGUGCACGGCGAUGUCUUCCGGGCUCCAAAGUACUCGCUGAUGUUGUCGGUCUUCCUCGGGAAUGGAGCUCAACUAUUUGUGAUGACCGGGGCCACGAUUGCCUUUGCGCUGUUGGGGUUCUUGUCUCCUUCCAACCGCGGCUCGCUCGGCUCCGUCAUGAUCAUUCUCUACACCCUGUUCGGAUUCAUUGGCGGCUACGCCUCUGCUCGCGUCUACAAAUCUUUUGGUGGAGAGUCAUGGAAACUCAAUAUUGGGCUGACGCCCCUCCUCGUUCCUGGACUCGUCUUCAGCACCUUCUUCCUCCUCAACUUUUUCCUCUGGGUUAAGGGGUCGAGCGGUGCUGUCCCAUUCACAACCAUGGUCGUUGUUGUUGCGAUUUGGUUUGUGAUUUCUGUGCCGUUGUCUUUCGCCGGAUCCUGGGUUGGAUUCAGACAACAGGCCGUUGCUCCCCCUGUGCGCACGAACCAGAUUCCCCGCCAGAUCCCUCCAGGAACCACAUGGCUCCGCCCUAUUCCCAGCAUGCUUCUUGUUGGUCUGCUGCCUUUUGCCGCCAUCUUUGUCGAACUCUUCUUCAUCAUGUCGUCCAUCUGGUUCAGCAAGGUCUACUACAUGUUUGGAUUCCUUUUUCUCUGCUACGGGCUCAUGAUUGUCACGUGCGCAGCGGUGACGAUCCUUUUGGUGUAUUUCCUGUUGUGCUCAGAAAACUACCACUGGCACUGGCGCGCGUUCCUUGCUGCUGGCACGAGCGCAUUUUACGUAUUCUUGCACGCGGUUGCGUACUGGGUGACGAAGUUGCAGCUGGGAGGGUUGACCGGAGGGGUUCUUUACUUGGGAUACAGCGCUUUGAUCAGCUUUUUGUUUUUUAUUCUCACCGGCACCAUUGGUUUCUUUGCAAGCUGGGCGUUCGUGCAGAAGAUCUACGGAUCGAUCAAGAUUGAUUAG
Molecule: messenger RNA, 1941 nt
Organism: Pseudogymnoascus destructans
Lineage: Eukaryota; Fungi; Ascomycota; Leotiomycetes; Thelebolales; Thelebolaceae
Exons: 2
Coding region: 1-1941 (646 amino acids)
Biological process (GO): protein localization to membrane; vacuolar transport
Cellular component (GO): endosome; fungal-type vacuole membrane
Source: RefSeq, a predicted model, not a curated record